Molecule: messenger RNA, 1113 nt
Organism: Rhodotorula toruloides NP11
Lineage: Eukaryota; Fungi; Basidiomycota; Microbotryomycetes; Sporidiobolales; Sporidiobolaceae
Product: 26S proteasome regulatory subunit rnp-8
Exons: 5
Coding region: 1-1113 (370 amino acids)
Biological process (GO): proteasome-mediated ubiquitin-dependent protein catabolic process
Cellular component (GO): proteasome regulatory particle; proteasome complex
Molecular function (GO): protein binding; metallopeptidase activity
Source: RefSeq, a predicted model, not a curated record
AUGGCCACCACCACUCCUACUCUCCUCACUCUCUCGACCCAACCCUGCCACGUCCACCCUCUCGUCCUCCUCUCGAUCCAAGACCACUUUCACCGCGUAGCAAAGAACACACGCAAGAGGGUUGUCGGGAUCUUGUUGGGACAGGAGUUGCAGAAGGGGGGUUGGGAGGUCACGAAUUCGUUUGCGGUGCCGUUCGAAGAGGACGAGAAGGACCCGCGAACGUGGUUCCUCGACCACAACUACAUCGAAGCGAUGAACGACAUGUUCAAAAAGGUCAACGCUCGCGAAAAGCUCAUCGGGUGGUACCACACCGGUCCGCGCCUGCGCGCUUCCGACCUCGAGAUCAACGCCGUCGUCAAGCGGUACACGCAGAGACCUAUCAUGGUUAUUGUCGAUGUCAGGCCGGAUGAGGAGCGUGCGGGAGGAGGUGGGGGGAUCCCGACGGAUGCGUAUGUUGCGGUUGAGGAGAUCAAGGAUGACGGCACGGCCUCGCAACACACCUUCAUCCACGUCCCCUCGCUCAUCUCUGCCUCGGAAGCCGAAGAAAUCGGUGUCGAGCACCUCCUGCGCGACAUCUCCUCUACGGCGCUCACAACCGGUUCUCUCUCCACCCGCGUCUCGUCACAACUCUCUUCGCUGCGCGGAUUGGGCGCGAGGUUGGUCGAGAUUAGGGAUUACUUGACCGAGGUCGUCGAGGGGAAACUUGGAGUCAAUCAGCAGAUUGUGGCGAACUUGCAGGACGUGUUCAACCUCCUUCCGAACCUCGAGGCAGCGGUGCAGGGCGGGAUGGUUGCGGAACCUCUGACGAGCGAGGAAGGCGAAGGCGGGGUGGGUGGGAGGAAGAGGCCUUUCACGGUCGCGACGAACGAUCAGUUGUUGGUCAUGUACCUCAGCUCGUUGAUUCGGACUGUCAUCGCGUUGCAUGACCUGGUGUUGAACAAGCAGGCUGCGGCGGCUGCUGCGGAUGGCGAUCUCGAUGAGGACGAGGCGAGCGCGGACAAGAAGGAGGGUGAGAAGAAGGAGGGCGAGAAAGACAAGGGGGGGAAGAAGGACGAGAAGAGCGACAAGGAGAAGGCGAAGGAGUGGUUCAAGGGCGACGAGAAGGGGCAUUAG